GCAUGUAGUCUCUGGCAUCACUGGAAAGUGCGUGCCCUAUGAUUGCUCUAAUCUGACCUUUUUUUCUCCGGCGGCUCGAUGGACAAGAAGUCGGAUAGAACUUUCGGUUCUUUGAAAUGUGUCCUGCAGGAACGAACUCGUUGCAUUCUGUACUUGAUAACCGUCGCUUUCCUAGUGUUGAGCAUCGUGUACAUAUCUGUCGCGUUCGUCUUGAUGAAGCAGCAACUAUCUGAGGUAAAGAAAGAGCUUAGAGCGAUUAAAGAUUCAAGGACGAGUCUUGAAGAGAAAGAUCCACCUUCGAGGCGUAAAAGGAGAGCUAGCAACUCGCAAAUUUCCGAACUUGCCAGGAGAAUUGCUUUGCUGGAAAGCGGGUAAGGAAAUCCACGGUUAGAGUUGAGAUGCAAAUUUAAGAUGCAGUAGGUAAAGGCGGAGUUUAUUUAAUAGCACAUCUCAUGCCAAUGUCAAGGAACUCUAAAGAUAUUAUAUUAAUAAUAGAGUCGAUAUGAAGGCAGAUUUUACGCCCGGGUACUCCAGUUUUCCCCUCUCCGUAAAAAAACCAACACUUUCAAAUUCCAAUUCGAUCUAGAACGCACGGACACGUUUCAACGAGUUCUUAUGAACUCCUUAGUGCUCCGUGGGUAAACAAAUUACAAUUUUAAAUUACAAUUAAUUACAAAUCAAAGUCUCUCUCAUCAGCAAAGGUGCACUUUCUUAUUUUAUUUUGUUUUUUGAUUCUGCUAAGGCGCACAGUCUCUUUUUUGAAAUUUUGCUGCCCAGGCUGGUGAAUAGAUCAAAACAGACUUUGUCACGCUAAAUUUACUAACUUUAAAAUCGGACCUAAUAAGGAAACUCUAUAUGGACCUCAAAGUUCAGUAGCCGAAUUCGAAUACCACACCCCUCAAAAUUGCACUGUAGUAAACCCGAAAGACUGGAUCUUUCACUGACAGGAAGGUUAGCAAUGAUAAUUAAAUUUAUCAGAAUGAAAUUUGACCAUAAGAAGACUUAACUCAACCUUGAGAACUCUCAAGGUACUUUCUUGAACCUUAAUAAAAUUUGACGAAAUCCAUCAGGAUAUUGAGUAAUUUCAAUUAUUGGUCGUCAAAAACCUUGUACCAAAAUAAUGUCAUCGCGUUCUUUUUACAUUUUUCAAGGGCUAUAGAAUGAUAUAAUUAGUUAGCUGUAAUAACACCAAAGACUGUUUCUCAUGGGAACCCGAGAAAAUAAAUGUCAAAUUUCACAAGAAUUGUGAAAACACAGACAUGACAGACAAAAUUCUUAAAAUUUCAUGUGUAAGAUGUCAUUUUAUGAAAUUGGACAUUCAUUUUCUUGGACUCUCAUAAGAAAUUUUCUUUGGUGUUAUUACAGAUAACUAAUUAGAUCUAUAGCCCUUGAAAAAUGUAAGCAAGAAUGCGAUAUUGAUUAUUCCGGUAGAAGGUCUUUCCACACUGAAAAUUAAAAUUACUCAAUUUCCUGAUGGAUUCCGUCGUAAGUCUUUUUUUUAAAACGUGAAAAUAUCUUCAUAUUCCAGUCUCAACUUAUUUUAAGAGAUUUCCACUAUAUUUGGUUUACAAUUCUUCCCGGUUGAUAACAAGCACACGCCUGACGAGAUUUUACCCUAGAUCCCAUGCGUAUGGCCUGUUGGGGUCUGUUUAGAGGCCAAAAAGCUAUUUAAUGAGCUAAAAAUGGUGAAAAAAUUGUCUAACUUCAUUUAAUUUAAUAUUCGCCUUAAACUUAAUUUUCAAAGAAGGGCGAAAAAAGGAUACCAAAACUACUAUAUGGCGAAAAGGAGAGUCUUUUGCGGAAAAGGUCUAAAGUUCAGCGUAUAGUCUCCACGCUUUUACCCCUGUAGGGUUUAAGAACUAUGGCGAGCAUCAGGUAGCUAAGGGAGUCUGGGAUCCCCUGAUAUCCUCCAAGAUGAAUAUUCGGGCACGUUCCUAUUCUAGCGCAGCGUGUGUUUGAUCGUACAUGAUUCUAAUAGAUUCGUCUAUAAUGCAUAAAAUUCAGUUUGUGACAGUUUUGGGGCGUCAAGUGCUGCUAACAGAAACUGUUUCUCUGUCGCCUUUUUACAGUUCCGUGAAAAUUUCCAACGGUACACGCGGACAGGCAUCACUUCCAGGUUUGUAAUUAAUAUACCAAUUAGCAUUGGUGGGUGCGAGUCAAACUUAUUGGUGAAGUAUGUACAUAUUUUCAGCGCCCAGGACUAUGUAAGGAAAUUCGGAUUCAGGAAUCCAGGAAUUUUUGGCUGGGAAUCUAGAAUCCUGGCUUUGGAAUCUGUAAUACUGCUCAAGAAAACCGGAACCCCUUGGCAUCCGAAAACUAAGCCACUAAGUAGGAAUCCGUCAUUCAGUACGCCGGGGCGAAUUGUAAAAUAAUGAAACACAUAGUAUACGUACUAGAAAACAUUUACAAUUACAGCACAGAAAAGGGGCCCUAGGGCACGAUACGGGCACAUUAUACAAAAAAGCAAACAAAAAAAAAGCCUUGAAGGAUGGCAGACGACAGGGCACCUUAAAAAGAAAGGAUAUUAGUUUUAUGAAUAAUGUAAUCUCUUUUUUUUUUUUCUUGCCCCUCUAUAUCUUUUGCCAUCCAGCAAGGGUUUUUUUUUUGUGCCUUGUGAUUGUAUCGCGAUACAAAGGGCCCAUUAUCUGCCUAAACAUACGCGCGGUUCAAUCUCGUAGACAAACGCGCAAACUUUGUGGGCUGUAAAUUGUACUCAUUUUCUGCCGUUUAACAGAAUAUGCUUACGCGCUACAUUUCGGUGCGCUGUGUAGCUUUUACGUUACACUUCUUGUUUCGUUAUUUUUCACAGGGCGAGAUGGGAGAGAUGGCAUGCAAGGACCUCCCGGAACGCCAGGUAAGUGUUGAUAUCUUCCCUACAGUCCACGAAACCAAGCUCGGGUACCAUAUUUGGAAAAAAAAAACAUCCAAAGUGGUAUUCAUGAUAAUAACGAUGACAAUAACAACCAUCCUAGUUUUCAGUGUCACUGAAGAUCAAAAUAAAAAUCAAAACCAUUCGACAGAUAAAGUCCAGAAUCUGGGAAAUGAAAGGAGGUAAAUAUACAAAGACCCUCGCCAAGAUUUGGGUGGAAAUGUUUUACCCAAAUUUAUAGAGCUUUAUAGAACUUAAUAGAACUUCUCAACAUUACAUAGCUUUUGGUAAAAUAAAAGCUUUCCUAUGUAUCCAUUUUCUGUAAAUGAACCAAGGCCAAAGUGCAAUUGAGAGCUAGACAUACCGCCAAUAUUUCUUAAUUAAAGUAUCUAUUUCACAUAUCUUUCCGAACUGUUUAUUAAUCAUCUUAUUAAUCAUCUAAUUAUGCAUAUUUAUGAUUUCUUAUUAAUAUUAGCAAUUGUUGUCAAUGUUAUCUCAAGUAGUUAUUGCUAAAAACCGUUUUAGUCAGAGGAGUCGCCUUUUUUCUUUCUUUCUUCUCUUCUCUUUUCUUUUCUUUUCAUUUAUUUAUUGUCUUUAGUAGUCCUUUUGUUUGUUGUAAACUAGUUUUAGGUAUUUUAAUGUAAGUAAGUAGCAAACAAGUAAGUAGUAAAGCUGUAACGUAAGUAAAUUUUGUAGUCUUGUUGUAAGUAAGUACCGUGUAGCUGUAUUGUAAGUGAAUGCCAAGUGUGAUUAUAAAAUAAAAUAAAAUAAAAUAAAAUAAAAAAAUAAAAAAAAUUUAUAGAGCUUUGUAUGGAGACUCCAUGCUGCACGGAGCUCAUCCGGAUGAGCUCCAACAUGGCGGACGGAAACCAACAGAAACAUCUGUUACCCGUUUUAUCUACAAAAACGUGAAUUUACUCCUAGUGGAACUCAUAAACAUUAAAGUAAUACUUUUUCUAACACUUGAACUGAUUAGAUAGCAAAAUUCUUCGAAAAACGUCACUUUUUUAUUAACCUAAAUGACAGCUCGCUCGGCCGUCAAGAAAAUGUUGCGUCAAGGAAAAGCUUAGAAAUUCAAGCGUACUUUAUUACAAAACCAAGAACCCUUUUAAAGCGAAAAUUUGCUUGAAAAUUAGUUUUCAGCUGCUCUAAUACACCAUGAAAGUAAAAUCUCAGUAGGAUCGAUAGUAUUGUAGUUUGAAUUUUAGUGACGUCAUGUGAAAACCAGCAAUAGGAUCACGACGGACAAUAACGAAAAUACCCAUAGUAGGAUGAGGAUUGCAAUGUUAAUAAUCAUCGCCACGAGGGGCAGUGACGAUCAGAUGAUGAUGACAAUGAUGAUGACGAUGAUUAUGACAAUGGGGAUGACGACGACGACGAUGACGACGACGACGACGACGAUGAUGAUGAUGAUGAUGAUGAUGAUAAUGAUGACGACGAUGAUGAUGAAGAAGAGACGCUGGGUUCCGUGAAACUGGUCAUGAAGUAUAUUUUCAAUAAUAUGCGGGCAAAAAUAAAUAAAUGAUUGAUGGUAAAUAGAUAACUUUAAAGUAAAUUAAAAAGCGAUAAACUAUCUUUCAGAUUCCCUCUUACAUCGCGUUUACCGUUUACUCUUAAUUAUUUAGUUAGGGAGUUUACAUAGGCGAUAUUAUAAGGAAACAUGUUCAACAAGAGAAAUGAAACAUUCAUCAACUUUUAGGAAGAGAUGGUAGAGACGGAAACCAAGGACCAGCAGGACCACGAGGACCGCCAGGGCCAAAAGGUAGAGGAACAAAAAUAAUACAGCUGCUGAGUGAAAUAUCUUGUUUAGUUAGCCGUAUAUGAAACCUAUUUUUCAAUGCUCAUAUUUUUAGUGUUAACUGUUCAUGAAUCAUGUUUAAGCUUUUUUCUUAAUCUAGAAUACAAUAAACUGAAUGAAACGAGGCUUAGAACUCAAAACAAUUGACCAAGACGAGUUAUGAACGUGGUUAACUUUCUAACACUUUGGAUUGAACAAGAAAAAAAUUAAUAUUGCCCUUUUUCCCUUAAAUUUUCGAUUCGCAAACAAGGGUGUCUAAAUUAAGCGGGUUAAACUCAAGGGAAAUGUAAAGGCUUUCCCCAUCGAUAAUAACGUAUUAAGAGGUGCCCAUAAAGUGGGGUCCUAGGUGGCAGUUAUCUUCUCCGUAAUAUUCAAUGACGUUAGCAGGUCUCCAUGAUUUUAACGUAAGUGUUUGGAGAGUGCUGUCUCCUAAGUGUAAUUCACGUGAGAACAGCGAGCGUUCAUUGCUGAGGAAGACUGUGAGAUAAAGUCGAAAGCUACAAUGCUACGAAAUCUGAGACCUUCAGUUCCGUCAAGCAAAAUUUAUCUUUCAAAUUUUAAUUUCGAGGUCCAGAAUGAGCAUUCACGUGAUUAGUUUUUCUUUGUUUAAUUAGGUGAUAUCGGGCCGGUGGGAAUUCCUGGAGCUCAGGGACCUCAAGGAGAGAAGGGAUCACAAGGAUAUUCGUUAUCAGGCGUCAUAUACAAUAGAUGGGGACGAACAACCUGCUACGGAGAUGCCCUGUUGGUGUAUAACGGUUAGAGUGCAGGGUGUUUCCCCCUCUUCCUUAUAUACAUUGUAGAUAUAAAACACUGGUCUUGACCCUCUUUAGAACUCGAAAAGAACUUUAUUUCCAGCUUUUCUUUUGGGAAAGCAGCUUUAAUUCAAAUUUUGCUCGCCCAGGGCCACUUCCUGACCUUCAAAGUUUUCAAUUUUGUUAGAAGUUGAAAUGCCUGGACUCUUGCCACUAAGCAAGUAAGCUUUAAAAGUUUGAGCAAGUAAGCUUUAAUUCAACUCGUCUGCCUGUCGAAUAAACUCGAAUAAACGAAAUGUCUUUGUUGUUGUUGUUGUUAACAGGAGUAAUGGCCAAUGGUCAUCACAAUUUGCAUGGUAGCGGCUCUAAUUACCUUUGUCUUCCAAACAACCCUAACCAUGGCAAGAACAACGGCGGCUGGCAGGGCACUGCAAUACACAGUACCGAGUACGAAUCAGGGAACUUCUUGGGAUCUAUCCAAAGCCUUACAAACCACGAUGCUCCUUGCGCUGUUUGUUACGUCACCUCACGUGGUUCGCAAUUAAUGGUCCCUGGAAGAAACAAGUGCCCGACGGGAUGGACAAAAGAGUACGGCGGAUACUUGAUGUCAUCGCAUCACGACCAUAAACACGGCACCGAAUUUGUUUGCGUUGACGUGGAUGCUGAAGUUGUACCGGGGAGCCAUCGCGACACGAACGGAGCAUUAUUGUACGUGGUUGAGACUUCCUGCAGUACAGACUUACCGUGUAAACCCUAUACUGACGGUCAUGAGCUGACUUGCGUUGUUUGUACCAAAUAGAUAUCAUUGACACCGUC
Porites lobata is the source of this 6235-nucleotide messenger RNA. The record is from the annotation of a GenBank genome assembly. NCBI's taxonomy places the organism in Eukaryota, Metazoa, Cnidaria, Anthozoa, Scleractinia, Poritidae.